Molecule: messenger RNA, 1332 nt
Organism: Symbiodinium sp. CCMP2592
Lineage: Eukaryota; Dinophyceae; Suessiales; Symbiodiniaceae
Source: the annotation of a GenBank genome assembly
AUGAGCUAUGAAAAGUUGUUUUCUCGUUUCGAGGGCAACCGGGAAGCGCGGUGGGUUUCUCUGGAGGCCCAGCUGGCAGGCCUUGGAGGUCAGCAGAAGGGGAAAGUGAAGAAGGUGUUAGGACAUUUUGCUUCUGCCUCGAGCCGGUCGCUGGCGUGUGCCGCCCUCGCUGCGUGGCGAGGAUUACUAGAACAAACUAAGGCAGACAAAGCGCUGCGAGAUAUGUACGAGGAGCAGAUAGCCGAUGCAGAGCGUCACCUUCUCAGAAUGAAGGCGAGCUGCAAAGCUUUGGCGAAAGACAAUGUCGAUCACAUGGCAAAGGCCCGUGAGCAAGUUCUUCUUCAGCAGUGGCUGCUGCUCUGGCAGCGUGAGGUGGUUGCAUUGAAGUCCGACAGAGUGGCACAGGAGCAGGUGCAGCAAGUUUUGGGAAGGGUCUACACCACGGCCAAGAAGCAGGCGAGCCACACUACUCAUGUGAUGACGCGGCAAGCACGGGAGCAACAAGCAGCCCUCCUGGGCGAAACAUGGGCUCUGUGGCUCUGCUUUGUGUCCGAUUGCCGAAAGGAGACUGGAGGGGAGUCGGGUGCUGCGACUCCUCCCGAACGGAACAUCCAAGCGGCCCUGGCCCUCCCGGCGCGAGAGCAAGAGUUUUUUCUGGCUCUUCGAGAGCUCUCGCUGCAGGAGCUGGCUGGAGCUUUCCAGCGGGAGGAUGAGCUCCAGGAGGAAAUCCAGCCCGAAUCUUCAGGGCCACCACAACAUGCAAAGGGGCAAUUGGAGAACGUGGAAAUGAAGUGCAAGAGGCUCAGAGCCGAAGGCAGCUUCCUGGCCCAGGCCGAGCGUUACGCAGAGGCGUUGCAGCACUGGGAAGAAGCUUUGCUUUUCACUGAAGACAUCUUUGAACGAGCCCCGGUAUUGGAGCAGAUGGCUCAGGUGCUGCUCAUACUGGAGAGGCCAUUCGACGCAAUCAGGACUGCGGAGCAGGCCGUCGAAAGCCGGCCACUUUGGUACGCGGGCCACCUGACCUUGGGCCGAGCACUGCUAAAUUUCGGCGAGCUCGAGAGGGCGGUGGAGUGCCUACGUCGGGGCGCAUCCUUGUUGGAGGCUCAAGUCCAAGACAAAGGCAACUCAAGCGAUGCCGAGGAGCUUACCGAGAUUCGCCUCGAGCUUGCUGAAGCCGAGAAGCUCUAUGCAGAGGUACGAGACCGUGCGAAAAGCACUUCGGAGCAGGUGAUCAUCAAUGGUCGUGUUGUUGAAUCGCACUUCUGGGAGACGGCUCACCGCGUGACCUACGAUAAGGAUGGAAGACCCACCACUCACUAUCCAAGUGGAUGA